Coniophora puteana RWD-64-598 SS2 is the source of this 2025-nucleotide messenger RNA. Its product is annotated as MAS20-domain-containing protein. The coding region runs from base 1 to 2025 and encodes 674 amino acids. The record is from RefSeq and is a predicted model, not a curated record. The transcript is spliced from 9 exons. Gene Ontology annotation, cellular component: mitochondrial outer membrane translocase complex; mitochondrial outer membrane. NCBI's taxonomy places the organism in Eukaryota, Fungi, Basidiomycota, Agaricomycetes, Boletales, Coniophoraceae. Gene Ontology annotation, molecular function: protein binding; transmembrane protein transporter activity. Gene Ontology annotation, biological process: tRNA import into mitochondrion; protein import into mitochondrial matrix; protein targeting.
AUGUCGACGACGUUUAACCGGAGCACUCUCCUCGCAGCAGGUGCUGUUGCCGCCACUGGUAUUGUGGCUUACGCCGUCUAUUUCGACUACAAGCGGCGGACAAACAGUGCUUUCCGCAAGCAGCUUCGCAAAGAAAAGAAGCGCGUCGCGAAAACCCAACCAGCACCGUCUGCUGGGGGUGAAGAAGCCGGUGGAGCUAGCGUUGACAUCAACGAACUCCGUGGCGCGCUUGAGAAGGUUCGCCAGGAGGAGGUCCCCGUUGACCCGCAGCAGAAGGAGCAGUACUUCAUGUCGCAAGUCAGUAUGGGUGAACAACUUUGCGCUCAGGGCCCCAUGUUCCACCUCCCUGCCGCGAUGUGCUUCUACCGCGCCCUGCGCGUGUACCCCGCACCUGUGGAGCUCAUCAUGAUUUAUGAGAAGACUGUGCCCCAGCCCGUCUUCCAGAUCGUGAUGGAAUUGACCAAUCUGGAUGUGAGUGAUUCCGGCAAUACGUCUUCUGUCUCGGCGGAGGAGAGCGUCGCGCCCACGGCCGAGAUCAGCGUCGUGUCGUUGGAGGAGGCCGUUGCUGAGGCGGCCGCUGAAGCUGAGGCUGAGGCUGAGGGCGACCUUGAGGGCGAGCAGGACGACGGCGAGAGGAGCCCAACUCACGGUGGUCCUCCAUCUGAGUCAGAGCACUCGGUUAACUCGCAAGAGUGGGACAGGCUCACAGACCCAGGCACGGGUGUGCAAUCCCGCGUUGAAGGUUACUAUGACCACUUCCCUCGCAAAGAGAUGAACGUCAAAGUCGAGACGAGGGACCUUCCUGAUGGCAUUGGUAAAACGGUUAAGAAGAAAGUGCUCGUCGCCGCCAAGGACUUCGCCGCUGGUGAAGUCAUCUACAAGGAAGUGCCCGUCGUUGCUGCUCUUGACUUUGAUAUUGAGGGCAAGGGCACGCAUUGCUCGCAGUGCUUCCGCGUCAUUGAGGGCGAAGGUACGAAGUCCGCCGUCUCUGCGCGCUUCGGCACCGCCUACUGCUCGCCCAACUGUGCCGAGCGGGCCAAGGCGCAGUCAGACGGCCUUCUCUUCACGCUCGACCCCGUCCUGCCUGCGGCCAUGCUGCCCGAGCUCCCGCCCGAUGCCACCGAGCAGCGUGACGCUGCCCAAACCGCGUUUAUCGCGCAGCUCCGGGAGGCAAGCACGAGUGGCCCCUUGCUCGCCGCGCGCUUCAUUGCGCGCCAGGUCAACGCGGAGACAGCCAAGAUGCUUCCGGGUGGGAUGCUAGAUGCGCAGGAGCCGAGCCUCGCAGAUGGCGGGGACUACGGGCUGUAUGAUCACCUUGAGCGCCUGCGCUACCUCGCGGUGGAGGAGGUGCCCGAGGAGAAGCUCAAGGGGGUGCGGGACGUGCUCAAGAACGCGUUGCCUGGUCUCGAGACGUUUGUCACGGACGAGCGGUACGCGACUAUGCUGGGCAAGAUGGCGUAUAACUCGUUCGGUGUUGUGUUUGGCGAGGGACGUGAUGGCAAGCCUGUUGGUGAGCGUCCUGAAGACCUCGAGCGCACACGUACGCCUGCUGGCACCUCCCGCCAGGUUGGCACUGCUUUCUUCGCUGUGUCAGCUUAUCUUUCUCACUCCUGCGCACCCAACGCGCACCCAUCCUUCAACGGCACUACCGAGCUCUCCCUCGUCGCUGAACGCGACGUCAAGAAGGGCGACGAGCUCAACGUCUCCUACGUCGACCUUAGCUCCCACGAGGGCGAGACGCCUGCCGAGGCCCGCCGCCGUCGGCGCUUCGAGCUUGCGCGCGGCUGGAAGUUCGCCUGCCCGUGCACGCGCUGCGUUCAGGAGGCGCUGGAAGCCCAGCUGGCCGCUGCUAUCGCUGUGGGCGCCGCCAACGAGGCCGCCGGCGAGCCUGCGGCGGGCACCGAGGUCAAGGUCGAGGAAGAGGACCUUGGGCUUGGCGGAGUUGCAGAUGCGUCCCAGGUCGAGGAUGCUAUGCGCCGGACGGAGGAGCGGGAGAAGGAGAAGACUGCUUCGACCUCUGCGUAA